AUGAGGGAUAGCGAAGAAACUCCAUCCGUCGAGGGAUCGACUAUAAGCACAAAAAACAACGCCCAACAAGAAAAAGAUCUUGAAAUCGGACCCGUCGAGGUGAAUGACACAAUAAAAGCCGAAAAAGUCCAUGACCCCAACAUCGUCGAUUGGGAUGGUCCAGACGACCCCGAAAAUCCCCUUAACUGGACCUCGCGAAAAAAGGUCACAGCGACGUGUUCGAUUGCGCUCAUCACGUUCCUGACGCCUUUGGGGUCAUCUAUGUUCGCCCCCGGCGUCGGUGAACUAGUCAGAGACUUCCACGUUACCAGCAUUGAAUUGUCCUCAUUCGUGGUCUCGGUGUACUUACUCGGAUACUGUUUUGGUCCCCUGCUCAUCGCACCUCUAUCGGAACUAUACGGUCGACAGUACGUUUACCAUGUAUGCAAUGUUCUCUACGUGAUCUGGACCAUUGCCUGCGCUUUCGCACCAGAGAUGGGCAGUCUUGUUGUCUUCCGAUUCCUCGCUGGCUUUGCCGGUAGCUGUCCGCUUACGAUCGGUGCGGGUUCGAUUGCGGAUAUGUUCGUGCAAGAGAAAAGAGGUGGCGCGAUGGCAGCUUGGGCACUUGGUCCUUUGGUUGGGCCUGUCGUUGGUCCAGUUGCUGGCGCGUAUCUGGCACAGGCAAAGGGCUGGCGAUGGAGCUUCUAUGUGCUAGCGAUGGCUAGCGGUGCUGUCACUAUUAGCUCAAUAUUAACAAUUCGUGAAUCCUACGCCCCGACUCUCCUAGCUCGGAAGACUAAGAAGCUCAAGAAAGAAACUGGGAAUAUGAACUUGCGCUCUGCACUGGACACCGGCCGCACGCCAAAAGAACUAUUCCUUUUUUCAAUCUUGCGACCGACGAAGAUGCUCUUCCGCUCUCCGAUCGUGUUCCUCCUUUCACUCUAUGUCGGCGUGAUAUACGGAUACCUCUACCUCUUGUUUACAACAAUCACGGGCGUAUUUCAAGAGCAGUACGAUUUUUCUCAAGGAGCAGUCGGACUUACCUAUCUUGGUUUGGGCGUUGGCUCAUUUAUCGGUCUAUUCAUGCUAGGAGCUACAUCCGAUAGACUGCUCAAAUAUCUAUCUGCCAGGAACGGCGUGACAAAACCCGAGUAUCGUCUGCCGCCUAUGAUACCUGGAGCCAUUUUCGUCCCCAUCUCGCUGUUUAUGUAUGGAUGGACUGCUUAUUACAAAACUCACUGGAUUGUGCCUAUCAUCGGAACCUCCUUUCUUGGUGUUGGCAUGAUGAUCACCUUCAUGUGUGUGAGCACUUACUUGGUUGAUGCGUUCACGGACUACGCUGCUUCUGUGAUGGCGGCGAACACGGUAUUCCGUUCGCUGGCUGGUGCCAUGCUUCCGCUUGCUGGUCCGAAGAUGUAUGAUGUUCUGGGACUUGGUUGGGGUAACUCGCUGCUUGGGUUUAUUGCUUUGGCCUUUUGCGCAUUGCCAGUCGCCUUUUGGAUAUAUGGUGAACGCAUACGGACAAGUCCAAGAUUCCAGGUAACUUUCUGA
This is a messenger RNA of Penicillium coprophilum, 1530 nucleotides long. Its product is annotated as MFS transporter. The record is from RefSeq and is a predicted model, not a curated record. The coding region runs from base 1 to 1530 and encodes 509 amino acids. Gene Ontology annotation, biological process: transmembrane transport. Lineage: Eukaryota; Fungi; Ascomycota; Eurotiomycetes; Eurotiales; Aspergillaceae. The transcript has 6 exons. Gene Ontology annotation, molecular function: transmembrane transporter activity.